AUGCACAAGAACUUAUGUAUAGCGUUGUCAUUGACGGUCUGUUGUUACUGGGCUGAAUCAUCGCCGGUCAACCUGGGCACAUUGGAAUUCGACAAUCUAGACACUGACCUUUCCAAUUUGAAAUACGAAGUCGAAGAGGAGGAUUUAGAUGAUUUCUCUAAACUUCUAGAUGAAGCUGACGAUUCUAAAAGCGUAAACGAUAAAUCUAAUACUAAUGUAAAAACCAACGGUUUUAAAAAGAAGAAUACUGCCAGUAAAGGAGUGAAAGCUAAACAUAAUGUGCAGGAUUUAAAGAAAUUUUAUAAAGCUACUAGAGCACAUGAUGACGGAGACUACGAUGACGAUGAUGUAUACGCUAUAGCUCAAGCGUUGGCUGGAACAGCUAUUGGAAUAAAAGGAAAUGAAACUCGAAAAUAUAGGAAAGGUACGAAAACACGAGGCUUCCAUCGAGUUCACCAUAAAGAUGAGUACAAGAAAGAUAAAGAAUUUUAUGAAGACGAUGAGACUAAUGGUGCCAUUAAAAAAGUAGACGCGAAAGCGCGAGGAUACAAAAUUGGAGCUGGUGCAGGAUUUCAUAAGGGCCACUUCCAUCAUGAUCGUCGGAAGGGAUUAUAUGGCAAAGAGGGAUAUGCCGAUAAAGGAUUUUUUGAUAAAGAGUUUCGUGGUUUUUCCGAUUCCGAGGGAUUUGAUGGAUCCUUUAAUAAUGAAAGUUGA
This is a messenger RNA of Achroia grisella, 714 nucleotides long. RefSeq lists its product as uncharacterized. The transcript has a single exon. The coding region runs from base 1 to 714 and encodes 237 amino acids. Lineage: Eukaryota; Metazoa; Arthropoda; Insecta; Lepidoptera; Pyralidae. The record is from RefSeq and is a predicted model, not a curated record.